Marasmius oreades (fairy-ring Marasmius) is the source of this 810-nucleotide messenger RNA. RefSeq lists its product as uncharacterized. The record is from RefSeq and is a predicted model, not a curated record. Bases 1 to 810 code for a protein of 269 amino acids. The transcript has 6 exons. NCBI's taxonomy places the organism in Eukaryota, Fungi, Basidiomycota, Agaricomycetes, Agaricales, Marasmiaceae.
AUGUUCUCGCUCGCUCUCCUUACUCUCCUUCCUCUCGUAGCUGCUCAGAGUGCUCAGAACCUGCCCUUGGAGAUUGCUGCCAUCAAAGCUCACUUCAACCAGAGCGGUCUCGUUCCUUCCUUAUUGCCCACAUUCGAGCCAAGUGCGCUCAUGACCAUCAACUUCCCCGAGGUCGGUGAUCUCAAGCCAGGACAAAGCAUCACACAAGCUCAGUCUGGCCCGACUCCUACAAUUUCUUUCACCCCUGCCAACUCCUCUGUCAAGCUCGACGGCAACUUCACCAUCUUCCUGGUCGAUGCGGACAUCCCAGGAUCGACGGAGAAGAACGUGAACCGUCAUUGGCUAGUCAAUGGUGUCACUGUCCAAGACAACAAAUUGAGCAACUCGUCUGCUACCGCGAUCACUUCAUAUGCUGGCCCUGGCCCAGCCGAGGGAAGCGGUCCUCACCGAUAUGUCGCCAUCCUCUACCCACAGCCCGCCGAAUUUGUUGCCCCCGCUGACUUCCGUGAGCCUCUGGGCGUCAACGCUAUGGAUCUGCAACAAUAUGUACUGGACUCUAAGCUCGGACCAGUCUUUGCUGCCAAUUAUAUGAUUGUCGAGGUCGGAACCGCUACCGUUACCCCUAGUUCCACCGCGCCCGUUAUCACCUCUACGCUCACUCCCGCUAAUCCCACUGGUUCUGGCGGCUCUGGCUCUGGAAGCGGAUCUGGAACCUCCAAAGGUUCCACCCCAUCUAACGCAGCUUCCCAGCUUACCGUUGGCGGUUCUGCCUUUUUAGCUUUCCUCUCCUCCGUCCUUAUCAUCGCUUGA